AUGGCUACAAACGAGCACAGACGAGAGCCUGCCGAAGUGGAGGACUUCAUAGAACACGCGUUUCUCACAUACAUUAUCCCGAAAGCAACAAACCUCGACCUCGAGGAAGCCUUCAAAGAUGUCGAAGAUACGCAGGCCUACUUUGACAACAUCGAGCGACGGGAAAACCUGUUUUUUGAUGAGACUGUCGACGUUCUUCUCGUCUUGAGAGCACCCCUUGUCGAUGAAAAGACGCUGCGCUCACAUUUCAGCCGACUGGUCAUCUCACUAGAAACCCAAAUCGUCAACAGCCAUGCCGCAGAUCGAGACCAUCCUUCGACAGACAUCGUCUUCCAGGGCACCGUGGAAGACACCUCGGAUCCCUUCAUCGUGGUAGACGAACCCGAUGACGGAAGCGAGAAUAGCAACAAAGAUGAGAGCGAGACAGAGACCGCCGUCGCCAUCAAGAAGAAACCGGCCCACAUCUAUGCAGUCUGGAAGCUCCCUGUGUUCCUCGCUCGCCCCCGUAUUCGCCUUCAAGGGCCCUUUGCAGUCUUCUCAGCCUCCGCCGGUCUCAAGCCGGCCUCAAGAGCUGCGUCCGGAACCUCCACCCCGGAACGCAUUAACGGCCGCAGCAAGCAUGGCGGAGGCUAUCUCCAAUCCGGCGUGCCAUCAGGCCUCAACCUCCUGGAGCCUUUCAGCAAAGACCCGGGACUCGGAGGUAUCGCUCCCCGUCUCUCUGCCCUGCGCGUCUCUCGCGUCGCUCCGGUCACCCAACCCAAGGAUCAUACGCGGCCCCUUCGCGCCCUCAACAGCGUCCGCGUCCGCAUUUUCCCGGCAGUCCACACCCGCGUGCGCUUCUCCCGGCCAAACACCAUGCCGACCUCACCGGCCCUGAUAGCCCUGCUCGAAGUCGACUUCACGUCAUACUUCGACUGUCCCGUCGAGCUGACCAGUAUCCGUCUCUCCGUCGCUGACGGUGGUUUAGUCGAAGACCUCAACGCACCAGAAUCCUCAGGGCUCUCCCUUCCCAUGUCCUGCGUGCCCCAUGAUCACGUAACCUUUCUCUACCGCCUCUCUCCACCGCAGCAACCCGAUCUGCCCUCCUCCAAGAACCCCAGCCGCGAUCUCGAUAUCCACAUCGAGGCUAUAGUCCAAAGACAGCCAGGCCUAUGCACCCCUCGGCUGACCAUGAACUGGUCCACAACACUCGAUUUCACACUCCCUGUCAACCCGGGCUUCAACGCGGCCAUGCAACCAAUGCAGCCCAUUCAGCGCUCUCACCGCCCUUCCCAGCUCUCCAUAAGCGGUAUUGAAGCAGCGCAGUCUCUCGUGGCGCCGGCAGUCAGCAGGCCCGAUUCCCUCCCUUCCCUCGAGGCGGCAACGCGCACAGUCGAAGCGCCCCUGCCGGAGUUGGGCAUAACCAUGACCUUCUGUGGGCCCCAGGAGCCCAUCUACGCCGGCGAAAUCUUCGCAUGGACGGUAUACGUCGUGAACCGUGCCAUCGAAAAGCCCAAUGUCCCAGCCCUGCCGCCGCGCAAGCUUGCCCUCGUCGCAAUCCCCAAACGCAGACGCAACGAGGUACGCCUCAUGCGUCCGCCAUCGACGAGUGGGAGGAGCAAGAAGGCUGUCGAUGGCAAGGAGCUUGCGGACGCGGUGUUGGACGAUAACGUUCUGCACGCUAUGCAGCGCAACUCCGUUGUUGAGUCUACCGAGGUCGUCUGCUUGACCGCCGACACAAGAGUUGGCCCUCUUGCUCCUGGAGCCUGCCAUGUUGUGGAGCUCAGGUUCCUGCCAUUGAAGACGGGAAUCGUAGACAUCGAGGCCAUCAGAGUGGUCGAUCUGGGGUCUCAGGAGCAUGUAGAUGUGAGAGACUUACCCAUCAUGUUUGUAGGACAACGGCCCGAGGAGGAAAAGACGGAAUGA
Messenger RNA from Colletotrichum karsti, 1905 nucleotides. RefSeq lists its product as uncharacterized. Gene Ontology annotation, cellular component: TRAPPII protein complex; trans-Golgi network. The record is from RefSeq and is a predicted model, not a curated record. The transcript is spliced from 2 exons. The coding region runs from base 1 to 1905 and encodes 634 amino acids. Gene Ontology annotation, biological process: intra-Golgi vesicle-mediated transport. NCBI's taxonomy places the organism in Eukaryota, Fungi, Ascomycota, Sordariomycetes, Glomerellales, Glomerellaceae.